UCGACUAGUCUAUCAUAGAACGAAGUAUACAAACUCAAAUUCUGUAACAAGCUUGUAUGCACCAUUUUUAGGAAAUACCUUACAUGUUCAAGAGUUCAAAAUAGACAUAACGUCAACUUUUGAUAAUUUAUCGAUACUAUGUAAACAAGUGAUAUGUAUGAGACAUUUGUUGCUUACGAUAAUUAUCGAUGACUAAAUAUAAAAUAACCCCAAUGGAAAACAUAAACUGUAUUUCCAUAAAAGGGGUGAAAACAUUUUCCAAGAAUGAAAAAUCUAAUCUAUGAUUUUAAUCAAAAUUAUUUUUAAUAGAAAGCGGCAACAAAUUUUAACUUCUCAGAUUUCACAGGAUGAUGAGGUUGAAUUUUAAGACAGUAUUAUUGAUAAUAAUAGUUGCAGUAUUAAGUUCAAUAUUGACAUCAUGGAAUAAUUGUAACAGCCCAUCAUUUUUUAAAAAUACUGAUUGGAAAUCAAAAUUUCAACAUAGAGAUCGAGUAAAUUUAGAAACUGGAUACCAAGAAAUAGAUUGUCACAUAAAUGGUGAUUAUUCAAUUGGAUGUCGUAAGGAAGGAGAUGAAGUCUACAUACCAUUUUCAUUUAUUCACAAAUAUUUUGAGAUUUAUGGAAAAUUGGCAACAUACGAUGGCUUAGAAAGAUUUGAAUGGUUACAUAGUUAUUCAAAAAUUGUUAAUCCUAAAGGAAAAUAUGAUCCCAGAGGGGUAUUUAUGACUUUUGAAAAUUAUAAUGUUGAAGUUCGGGAGCGUGUUAAAUGCAUAAGCGGAAACGACGGAGUACCAAUAUCUACUCAAUGGGAAAGUCAAGGAUAUUAUUAUCCUACUCAAAUAGCUCAAUUCGGACUUUCGCAUUACAGCAAAAAUUUAACAGAACCAGAACCUCAUAGAAAAAUUAUUGAGGAUUCUGAUAAAGUUAAAAGAGAAUGGACUAUACCUCAAGGAUCUAUUGCAUCUAGAAUAUUUGAUAAACAUUCUAAUAGCCAUGUAAUAAAAUUUGCUACACCAGAAACUAGUACUUCUGGAAUUACUUUGAAGCUAGACCAUGUAUUAGAUUUUGUAUUAAAAUGGGAUUUUAACAUUAAAGACAAUGGAAGCAUUGUAAUCACUUUACAAUCUAGGGAAAAGAAAGAAAUUUAUUAUCUUCAUUAUGUUACAAGUAAUAUAGUAUUACAUGCUUAUAACAAUCAUGUGUACUAUGGAAUUGGACAAAUUAAUCAUCAGUGGAAACGGUUUACUAGAGACUUAGUUAUUGAUUUACAGAAAGGUUUAUAUUUAAAUGAUAAAAAUAAAAAGAAGUUAUCUCGUUCCAAAUUAAAGAUGAUAAAAAUAACCUUGUAUGGAUCUGGAAUGAUUGAUAACGUAACAUUAUCCACAAGUGAACACAUGGAACAAUUUUAUGAUGCAGCAAAGUGGUUUGUAGCUAAUCAAAACAUUAGUUCCGGUGGAUGGCCGAAUCCUGUCCGAAGAAAAGUUGCUCCUGGCAUGGCAACUCUUGAACCUGGAUGGUAUUCUAGCAUGGGUCAAGGACAUGCUAUUUCUGUAUUAGCACGAGCGUAUUAUCAUUCUGGUGAAGAAAAAUAUUUACAAGCUGCUAUUAGAGGUUUACAACCUUUUAGAUUAUCCUCUAGCAGAGGAGGAGUAGCUGCAGUAUUUUUAGGUAAAUACGUAUGGUACGAAGAAUACCCUACAACCCCCUCUUCUUUUAUUCUCAAUGGAUUUAUUUAUUCUUUAAUUGGUUUAUAUGAUCUAAAAAGUAUAGCAACUGGUAAGGAUGCAGAAGAAGCAUCCCGCCUUUUUAAUCAGGGUAUGACAUCAUUGAAAAACAUGUUAACUUUGUACGAUACCGGCUCUGGUACUACAUACGAUUUACGACAUUUUACAUUAAAAACGGCUCCGAAUUUAGCUAGGUGGGAUUAUCAUUCCACUCAUAUUAAUCAGCUUCUUCUUCUAAAUUCAAUUGACAAUGAUCCACUAUUUACUGCUACAGCAGAACGAUGGAUAGGUUACAUGAAUGGUAAGAGAGCUGCACAUAACUAAUUCAUUUUUUCAUGAGUUGACUGACUGCAUUUAAUUUUUCGUUCAUUGUUUAUCGAUACUUAAUAAUUCGUUUAUUUUUUGUUUUGUAACAUACAUUUUGUACAUAAUUUCCAACAUUCACAAAAUAAAGCGGACCAAAAUAUUUGUUUGUGUAAUUAU
This is a messenger RNA of Megachile rotundata (alfalfa leafcutting bee), 2207 nucleotides long. It is a transcript of the gene Hsepi, whose product is annotated as D-glucuronyl C5-epimerase. Lineage: Eukaryota; Metazoa; Arthropoda; Insecta; Hymenoptera; Megachilidae. Gene Ontology annotation, biological process: heparan sulfate proteoglycan biosynthetic process. The record is from RefSeq and is a predicted model, not a curated record. Gene Ontology annotation, cellular component: Golgi apparatus. Gene Ontology annotation, molecular function: heparosan-N-sulfate-glucuronate 5-epimerase activity.